AGAAGCUGCUUCUGAGGACUGGAGAAACCUUUUGGUCUGUAGGUAAUAGCUGUGUUUCUUGAGCAGGAAAAUGUCUGACACAGAGGAGCAUGUUGAUCCUGAGAAAAAAGCCGAGUCUGCAGCAGACAGCGAAGCUACUGCUGACAUUAUCAGUAUCCCUCGUCCUUUAGAAGAUGCAGAGGAGUCAGAUAUCACUGUAGAGGAGGAAUCUGAAAUGGAGGAAUUCACCACCGAGAGCGAGGAAACAACAGAGGGACAGAGUGAACGCACCAUUUCAACUGCAAAGUCCUAUGAAGCCAAACCCAGGGAAGAGAUUGUGUCCCCUGAAAAUACUGCAUAUUCUCAGGAAGAACAGACACUUCCAGAUUAUCAGAGGCCAGAAGAUGACGAGAUGAAGUUGCUGAGUAAAAUAAAAGCUUCAAAGGAGACUUUGCAGAAAUCAAUAAGCGAGGCUUCAGCAACAGUAAAAUUUGUACUUGUUCCUGUAGCCCAGGAAAUCAUAAUGCCUGUUAGAGUUGAUAUUCCAUUUAGAUAUCUCAAGGAGCACUUUGCACGCCUGUUACGUAUCCCACAUUACGUACUGCAAAUAACACAUGCAGGAAUAAUUGUUGGGAAUAGUGAGAGUCUAAUCCAAUACGGAGUUAAACCACAAGAAAUUGUCCAAGUGGAGAUAUUUUCCACACAUCCCGAUCAAUAUCCAAUCAGGAGAGUAGAAGGCCUGAGUGAAGGCUCCCAGAUCAUAACAGUCACCAUACAGACGGGCACCGAUCGCUACGAGGAGGUAGCUGUUGAGAUAGUAAAAUCUGACUUCCACAAGCCAUUUCUCGGUGGAUUUAGACAUAAAACAACAGGAGUAGAAUAUCACAAUGCCGGAACACAAACCAUACCUAGAAAGAUUCCUGAAAAACCCAAUCGGUUUUGUAGGGACACCCAGACAGUUUUUCAGAGAAAAAAGGUCCAACAAACUACAAAUACAACAUCCACUCAGAUGACUAAAAUUGGUGUGUAUAUAUCAAACAUGACUGAUAAACUGCUCAAGCCAGGGAGGUACUUCACAGCAGCAGAGUUCCACGCACGGAGAUUGAAGGCGGUGAUAGUGAUACAGACUCGCUACAGGCAAUGGCAUGCUAAGCGGUAUGUAGACAGUUUAAGAGAACAAAAGAGAAAGAGGCUGGAUUGGGAAGAAGAGCAAGAGCUCAAGAAGAUCAGAGAAAAAGAAGAGUGGAUGCAGAUGGACUAUUACCGGAGGCACAACCCUAAGACAAGCGAAGACUUUGAGCUCCUUUACAAUGCUCUAGAACUUUGGCGGCAAGAAGAAAUUGUACAAAUUGAUGAAUAUUUGAGUCAAGCCGAGAGGAAAGCUGCCCUGUGUGAGCUUUUGGAAAAAGAGACACAGAUCAUUUCUUCUAUCGGGAGACAUAGAUACAUCGCUAAUAUGGAGCACCAGGAAGCAGCUAUACAACGUUUUCUGGAUAAGUGUUCAGCUCCAAAGACCUGGAGAAACCCUGAUGGCAAAGUCAUUGAAAUGGACACACAGUUCACUCUAAGAGCCAGAGAGCUGCAAAGCAUCUACAAGUGUGUCAUGUUGAGAGACCUCUCUCAGGAUGAAAGGCUGGACAUACUCCUGACGCUCAAGCACACUGUGAAGGAACAUGAAUGUAAACUGACUCAAGAGAUCCUCGAAUUGAUUGACAGAGAAGUUGACCUCAUGAUGAGAGGCGUCAACCCUCGCAAUCUUGAAGGACUCAGAAAAAGAAUCACAACACUCUUUUUUCACUAUAUCAAAACACCCCUGUUUAAUCCUGAAGUUGCACGACACCUGAAGGUUCCUCAAGACCCACUGAAGUUUUAUGAUAAGAUUUAUUUCUGCCACAGUUGCCAGUUGUACUUGCCUUCUGUGGAAUUUUCUGUGUCACCCACCUCACAUCGUGUGUACCGCUGCCGGCACUGUGUGAACCUUGAAAAUGAGACUCAAAGACGGGAGUCGUUUUUGAAGUACAAGUGUUUACUUCAGAGGCUCUACUACUCAGAAGCUGGUUAUGGGGAUGACUCUCAGAUUGCUUUCCUCAUGCAGCUCCAAGAUAUUAAGUACUUGACAGAGAACAUCUGGGCAUCUCAGUCCAUCCUCAGUGCCUGGGAUGAUCUCAAUGACCUGGUCAUGGUCAGGUGGGAUAAGAACGUGGAAUGGUCUCCCUGGAACUGCAUUCUUCUCACCAAGGAUGAAGGGGUAGCUCAUCUCAAGCUACAGAGUAUUGAGCAGGGGUAUGGACGUCUUUUCAUUCACAAGAUCAAACACAAGCAUAUCCUGGCUAAAAACUAUUUUUCACAGAUUCCAAUGCUUGCUUCACUUAUGCUUCAAGAUGGGGAAGUAGAUGAUAUUAGAAGUAAAUACUGCACAGAAAAGCCACCUAAAAUUAUAGAAGCCCAUGGGACUCGACCUUAGGAGGUUCAGGAAUAUCAAUCUGAUGAUAGGCGUUUUGUGUCUACUAAGAGAGUAAUACAGAGGUCAUGUAAUAUGGGAACCACUUUUAUAUUUUCAUUUGUAUUUGUUUUAUUCACAGUAUUUUAAGCUAUAUGACUAGAAAAAAAUCUGUAUACAUGAACCAUUGUUGGAUGAUUAGUAUUUACAGUCAAAAUACAAUAGCCAAACAAAACCUUGCCUUAAGUUUCAAUGAAAAUAGCUUAUUUAACAUGUAUUUUAUGAGUGUAAUUAUUCUUUAUACAUACCUGUAUUUUGGUAUAAGUAUUUGGAAUUUUUUUCUUUUAUUGUCUACUUUUACCUAUUAUUUGCAUAAUCCAAGAAAAGAAAAUGUAACAAACAAAAAAUCUGCAUUACAUGCCAUGAAAUAAGGCAAACAGUGGAAAUGUUAUUUAUGGAGGAGACUUCCUGUGGGGCAAUGUUGAAAUUUUGUAAGAAGUAUGAACUUGAUCAAAUCAACUGCCAGCCUACUUCUCAAUAAACUCAACAAUAAGCUUGGCUCUAUAUCUGUCUGGAAUAUGUGAUGUGAUGAGUGCCGACACAUCCAGCGAUGGCACACCCCAAAUAGCAUGAUUCAAAAAGAGUUUAUUUGCCAAGGGACCUGUUCUAAGACAUACAUGAUGCAGGGAAACAGAAGGAACAGUGCUGGAGUCCAGGGCCAGAUCCAGACAUACUGAAUCUAUCCCACAGUCCCCAGUGUACUUGGAGAGGGAGAAGCCAGGGAACCCGGACAGAGUGGAAAGGGGAUAAGUAGAGAGGAUCAACCAACCUAAGAUGAUCCCAAGAAUCAGAAAAUAAGCCCUCAAUUUCACACUUCUGCUUUGUUCCAGUUGCCUUCUCUAAUGGGGAAAAUCUCAAAAGGAAAGAAACAGAGACUCAAAGUUCACAUGGCUUUAGAGUAAAGGACAGGGUAGAUAGUGGUUAACCAGGUAUGGAGGACUAAAUGAAAAACAUUGGAGAAGAAAAUGACCGAAAGUGGGAGAAGAAUCAGAUAGUAAUAUUUCACUUACAUCACAGAAUCAUAAAAACAUGUAUUUUGUUCUAAUCUUUUGUAAAUUGUGUUGUCCUUUCAAGUUUAGAGAUUAAUAAAUUCAUUGUAAAUAUUUGUUCCACAUAAACAUUUGAUAUUUUAGCAACCUAUAUCUAGCAUAUCUACAAUUUUCCUUACAUAGUGAGAGCAUGGCAUUUGUCAAUUGUCAUUAAGGAACCAAACAUUUAGAAGAAAAUUCUAUAGUACUGUUUCCUUGUUGAUUAAUAGUCCAGACAGCUUGAGAACUUUCAUAACAAAAACUUUCCAGUUAAGACUAGAAUAGAACUAGACUGAUAUUUGAUAUAAUGGGAACAGUUUAUCAUGAACACAUGCAGGUUUACACAGGAGUGGGAAUAACUGGAUUUUUUGCAACAUAGUUCAAGAGAAUUUGUCAUCUCUGAGAAGAACUGAGAAGGCAGUGAGAGAGAAAUAGCCAGUUAGGAUCAGGUGAAAGAUUCUAUGGGCCCUCUUGACUCACUGGGGAAGUAGUUGGUUAGAAUGUUGGCUCCUAGGAAUGGAAGACAAGGAGUAAACAGAGAGAAGAAAUAGGCAUCCAAAGCCUGGUAACUGGAGGUUGUGAUAUUUAUUUCCCCCGAUCAUUCUGUUUCUUUCUUGGUAUGUUGGAAGUGGCUGUGUUUCUCUAAGAUUAUGGCUUUGAUUGGAUCUGCCUCCAGCAUGGUGCAACUCUCCUUCAAUUUCCUUCCUGCUUUUCCGUCUUCCACUUGAAAGUCUGCUUUCAUUUUUGUAAGAAAUUUUAGGAUGUUUGCUUCUGUUAAUUUUC
Molecule: messenger RNA, 4290 nt
Organism: Onychomys torridus (southern grasshopper mouse)
Lineage: Eukaryota; Metazoa; Chordata; Mammalia; Rodentia; Cricetidae
Gene: Iqub
Product: IQ motif and ubiquitin domain containing
Exons: 13
Coding region: 71-2443 (790 amino acids)
Biological process (GO): cilium assembly
Cellular component (GO): motile cilium; acrosomal vesicle
Molecular function (GO): protein binding
Source: RefSeq, a predicted model, not a curated record